Molecule: messenger RNA, 1559 nt
Organism: Folsomia candida
Lineage: Eukaryota; Metazoa; Arthropoda; Collembola; Entomobryomorpha; Isotomidae
Exons: 2
Coding region: 124-1524 (466 amino acids)
Biological process (GO): sensory perception of taste
Cellular component (GO): axon; neuronal cell body; membrane
Source: RefSeq, a predicted model, not a curated record
CCAACGUUUGCUAGUUAAUUAAGUAGUUGCACAUAGUUCAAUUUACUUAAAUUCCAAUUAUAGUAUCCAUCAGUAUCAAGCGUUACAUAUUUUCUUACGUAUGUACAUUUACGUAUAUGUAUCAUGGCGUUUCUUAAUAAAAAUCUUAACACUUCGAAAGAUAACACAUCCCUACCUACUAGCGUAGAAGAAAUAUUAUACGAUGCUUUUCGCCAUAAUAUUUUCAUCUCACAAAUCUUGGGAUAUUUUCCCGUGUCUUUAAAACCAUCUACACAAACUACUUCGAACCGUUUUCCUCUCUUAAGCUCUAUACUGAUAAUCGGCAUCUGCAUGGCCUGUGGGGCGGUAAGCGUAAGCCAUGCCUAUGAUCAUAAUAAAUAUUGGUCAGCAACUUUUCAAUUGGUUUACACCGCCUGGUCCAUCAUAAUAUUCACGACGCCAUCAAUAUCACGAUUCAGCCUGAUAAUUUGUCAACAUAAAGUCUCUCAUCUUUGGAAAAGCUGUGUCAAAAGUAUGGAAAUCAUCACAGCUUUCCUCGGAACGCGUGAUCAUCUAAUCGACUUUUGUGCAAAAUUAAAAACCAGAUACAUCCAAUUAAUUUCAUUUUAUACGAUAUGUUUGAUUAUCUGUUCCAGCAUGACAAUUCCCUCCGCAAUGAAAUCCUUCAACAAUCCGACGUUUACAAACUUAGCUGAAGACGUGCCUCUCAUCUUGCUCUGUUUGAUUUAUCAGUUCAAUUUCUUUGUCUUCUUAGGACAAGAUUUUUUCUGCCAAAUUUACAACCACUGUUGUGACGUUAUCAUUCAAAGUGUACAAGUUAGGGCUUCAAGAGGACAACAAUCGACCAAAGCUAGCGAAACGGUUCAGUUAGCCAAGACAACAAAAAAUAUUUUUACGAUCCUGAAUAAAGUUGCGGAUGAUAAAUCCGUAUCGGAAUUGUCGACCAAUGAUGAAUUCAUAACUGGAAUUUUGGAAAGCUUUUCCUUGAUUGAAGAAGAAGUAGAGAAAUGCAACGACUUAUUCGAGCUGAGAAUGAUUGUGGAAAUAUUUUAUUAUUUUUCAGUCUGUAUUUUUAAUGGGUAUUUUGGUAUUCAGUUUGUCGUAGGUAUGGUGUCAUUUCGAUUUAUUUUCAUUCAAAUCAUUCCAAUUUUUGCGUCGGGGUACUCAAUUUACUGCGUGGCACGCCUGUCUACGAACUUGUCUAGAAAAACUUUUCAAUUGUUUAAUCAGUUGGCGAAGUUAGGGAGUUGUGAUUUCUGUUUGAACCGUAACAUUCAGCAUAAGGUAAUUUUCAAUAGUUUAAUUGUCGUAACGCCAUUAAUACUUAUUUUUAUGUACGAUUUACAGUUGCAAUUGGUUACGUCAACUUUUUCUGGAAAACCACUUUUAAUUAGAACGAGCGUGUUCGACUUGGACUUGAAAUUUUUGAUUUCGAUACUCGGAUCUGUGACGACUUAUUUAAUUAUCAUAAUUCAGUUUCAGAAGAGUGAACCUGGCGUGACAACCAUCCCCACAAAGGUCUAAGGACAUAUUUAUGUACAUAUAAGACUUGUAUUUGU